Molecule: messenger RNA, 2059 nt
Organism: Mycena citricolor
Lineage: Eukaryota; Fungi; Basidiomycota; Agaricomycetes; Agaricales; Mycenaceae
Source: the annotation of a GenBank genome assembly
UCUGAUAUCAAUGUCAGAUAAGAUCUUCCAUCGCCGCGGCGAUCAAGUUUCAGGCUCAACCUAUGGCCGGAACCACCGUUGUUCGCUCUUGCCAACUAGGACUCCAGCACCGGGCGGAAAACCUCUCGGGACAUGGAACGAGAUCCCACGACACACGCAAACUAUUUUGAGAUAGCCUCCCAGAGCGUCGCGUUCGACUGGAGUCUCGAUUUCGAAACCAGCAUAUUGACUGGCUCUGCGACCCAUCGAUUGAAGGUCCUGAAGGAUGGGGUCUCAGAAGUGAUCUUUGACACGAGUGAUCUCGAAGUCCAAGAUGCACAAGUCGAGGGGGAAACGGUCAAGCAUACUCUGGGCGCCAAACAUCCUGUGAUGGGAUCGGCUCUCCAUAUUCCUCUGCCAUCCAAUCUCGAAGCUGGACAAUCCAUCAGCGUGGGUAUCCGGUACAAGACGACGAAAGAUUGCGUCGCCCUUCAGUGGCUGGAGAAAGAACAAACCCAAGGGCGGUCGUUCCCAUUUUUGUUCAGCCAAUGCCAGGCUAUCUACGCGCGCACCAUGGCGCCUGUGCAGGACACGCCCUCUGUCAAGAUUACAUACACCGCGCGCGUCAAAUCAGUGCUGCCUGUGCUACUUUCUGCCAUCAGAAUCAAUCCCCCAUCGGGUGGUCCAGCGCACGGGGGUGCUGCGAUUGGGAAGGAAGUGGUCACAUACGAGUACACGCAGCCUGUCCCGAUCCCGACCUACCUGAUCGCCAUCGCCUCCGGCAACCUGCGAUACAAGGCUUUCGAUGUACCAACUGGGAAAGAGUGGAAGAGCGGUGUCUGGGCUGAACCAGAGUCGAUCGACGCGGCCUUCUGGGAAUUCAGUGAAGACACCGCCAAGUUUUUAGCUGCGGAAGAAUCAGUCGUGACGCCCUACCAGUUUGGUGUCUACGAUCUGCUCGUUCUCCCGCCCUCUUUUCCUUAUGGUGGAAUGGAAAACGCGUGUUUGUCUUUCUUGACGCCCAGUUUGCUGACAGGGACGCGAGACCUGGUUGAUGUCGUGGUCCACGAGCUGACACAUUCGUGGUUUGGGAACGGCAUCACCCAUGCCCAUGCGACCCAUUUCUGGCUCAACGAGGGCUGGACAACAUACAUCGAACGUGUGCUUCAGCAAGUCCUCAAGUCGCCUGCGGCUCGCGGCUUCUCUUACAUCAUCGGGCGGGCCGCCCUCGACCACGCGCUCCAGGAGUACACACCGACGCCCCGGUACCGGCGUCUUGUCAUCGACUUUGAGGUCGGGGAGGACCCUGAGGACGCAUACUCUGACAUCGCCUAUGAGAAGGGGGCGAAUCUUCUCCUCCACAUCGAACGAACCCUCGGUGGCCUGGACGUUUUUCUGCCGUACGUCAAGGAAUACGCCAACACUUUCAUUGGAAAGAGCAUCACGACUGGGGAAUGGAAGUCGCAUCUCUACAGUUAUUAUGCCAAACAUGGUGGCGCUGAGAAAGUGGCGGCUCUGGACAGCAUCGACUGGGAUGCGUGGUUCUAUGGACAAGACCUGGGUCUGCCAGUGAAGAUGGAAUAUGAUACCAGCAUGGCGCAGGUCCCGUACGAUCUUGCAGCACGAUGGGACAUCUCUCGCUCAACGGCAGACGUCGAAGGAUUGGAAUUUGUCAAGGCGGACGUCACCGACCUGCUUUCCACUCAGAUCGUCGUUUUCCUUGAGCGGCUCCAAGAAUAUCCCGGUCUACCGCAUUCACACCUCUUGCACCUGGGCAACUUGUAUGGUAUCAGCGCAUCGCAAAACUCCGAAUCGAUUUCCGCCUCCCAUUUCGCCCCCGAAGCUGCACGGUGGGUGGUAGGCGACGACGGGACUGGCGUCAUCAAGGGCAGAAUGAAGUUCUGUAGGCCCACUUUGCGGGCAGUGUUUCUUGUCGACAAGGCGUUGGCUACGAGUACCUGGACCAAACACCAAACCAAAUUCCACCCGAUUGCUCGGAAGAUGGUCGACAAGGACUUAGAACUACCCUGAGCACCAUCCAUCCAGGUUGACGAUGGCAAGAAAUAGAUAUCGAAAAAAU